UUCUGUAUUUCUUAUUGUUACUACUGCUAUUUAUCUUGCACUGGAGAGGUGAUGCUACCUCUAAUCUCGCAGUACCCAGGUACACCCAGGUACAUUGAUAAUAAAGUAUUCUGAUUCUGAUUCUGAUUCAUGAUUAACUUCCCUUUUCCUUUUGAACCAAGGAAAACGAACGGUGAUAUCCCAAGGGGCCAAAGACAUCCUCAAGGGGUACUACGAGAAGGGAAUGAACCAUGUUGGCUCACCCCUGAUCAGUGAGGCCUCAACCAAAUUGCUGUUAAGCAAAAAUAUCAUAGAGAAUUGGAUCGGAAAUUACAGAAGGACCCUCCACUCCACCCAGUCAUCAUAUUCUCAAAAGCCAAAACUGCUGGUUCGAGAGUUGUCCGGAUACAACCUCUUCUGCAGAAACAUGAUGAAAAAGACCAGGGGUGAAAUUAAAGACCUGAGUGCCUGGUCCCGCUUGCCUGCAGAAGAGAAGGCACUCUAUAAUGAAGAGGCAGCUGCUCUUAAAGCUGAAAGAAGUGCAGAAGCCCUCAGUCCGGAGAUGAGGGAACUAAAGAUCUCAAGACAUCUCAAUCAAAUCAAGAAAGAGGUGACCAUGUUGGAGACGCUAGGGGUGGAAGUGGUCACCUUGGCGUUCAACCGCUUCAGCAUGGACCCAAACGUUAAAGUUCAGCAUAUUGCAAGCAGGAAGGCGGAAGCCUUUCUUAAUGAUGCCUCGAUCAGAGCAUUUGGGAUUUUCUUAGCUGACACGUCAUCUGCAGCCACUGCAGGAUCAUCUACAGAAAAAGAAAAAAAAGACUUGAUGAAGAAGGUGCAAGAACUCUUCAACAUGAAAUAUAACGAGGCAGGUGGGACUGGGAAACUUCCCUACAAGAAGGCGAUCGUGCAGGCUACUGGUCUUCCCCAAGGAAUGACAUUGCGAAAGCCCAACUUUUAUGGGAAAGACCAGCUCAAGGCAAUCCUGGAAAAUGCACACCAGAUUUCGCUUCAAAUAAGUAGGUAGUUUUUAUACGACAUUGUGAAGUAAACUCAUGACUUGCGUAUUAGCAUACUGUUUUGU
Messenger RNA from Cololabis saira (Pacific saury), 1060 nucleotides. RefSeq lists its product as uncharacterized. The record is from RefSeq and is a predicted model, not a curated record. Lineage: Eukaryota; Metazoa; Chordata; Actinopteri; Beloniformes; Belonidae. The coding region runs from base 224 to 1003 and encodes 259 amino acids. The transcript has 6 exons.